Stylonychia lemnae is the source of this 3108-nucleotide messenger RNA. NCBI's taxonomy places the organism in Eukaryota, Ciliophora, Spirotrichea, Sporadotrichida, Oxytrichidae. The record is from the annotation of a GenBank genome assembly.
AUGCCUGCAUUUAACUUACAUUAUUUCAGAAGAUAAUCAUCUGCUGUUACAAAAUAAAAUCCUCAAUCAAAGAAAUUGCUGAACGAAGAAACUCAUCAGUCUAGCGGAAUUAGUUAAACUGCCAAUAAUUUUAACUAAACGCAAAAAUCUCAAAGAAUUGCAAUCAGAACCUAGUCUAGAGACAAGAAGACUUCUGUUGAUCCAUACAAAAAUCUGAUAACCUAGGUUUAAAGAAGCGACUAAGUUCCAGCUGCUGCACCAGUUGUUGCACUGCCCAAAACUCAAAAUGGACAUAAAAAGUAAUAUACUCAUAUCUAAUAACUCAAAAACAGCAACUCCAAUAAUGCUAAUUAGCAAAUUUCUUAAGCAAUCCCUGAAGGCUAGGGAUUAUUGGGAACAAGAUCAAAGUAGAAUGCUCAUAAGAAAACUUUGGUUUUAGAUUUAGAUGAAACUUUAGUUCAUUCAUCCUUUAAGCCUCCUGAGCAGCCUGACAUCGUUUUGCCCGUUGAAAUUGAAGGUAAAGUCUGUUAUGUGUACGUCCUCAUUAGACCAGGAGCCAUUACAUUUCUUGAGUAACUUGCAGAAUACUAUGAACUUGUGAUAUACACUGCCAGUUUAUCGAAAUAUGCAGAGCCCCUAAUGAAUAUUUUAGAUUAAGGAGAAUGGUGCAGUCAUCAUUUAUUCAGAGAACAUUGCACGUUUUACAAUGGAAUAUUUGUUAAAGAUAUGACUUAACUAGGAAGACGAAUGCAAGACAUAAUUAUAAUUGACAAUUCUCCAAGCUCAUAUCUAUUCUAGCCAGAGAAUGCUCUACCUAUCUUAUCAUGGUAUGAUGAUAAAGAGGAUUAGUUACUUUACUAGUAUAUUCCGAUGUUAAAGGAAUUAUCAGAUGUUGAUGAUGUAAGACCAUUUAUUAUGGCUUCUGUUAAAGAUAACAUUUUGGAUAUCGACAAAGCCAUGUAGCUACUUAAAGCUUAUAAGGAUUAAUAAGAAUAAAAUAUGCUUAAGAGUAGUAAAUUAAUAUCUUCUAUUAGUAGUAGUGGGGUAGCUGGUAUUGGGGUUGCAACAAGCUCUACCACAACAGAAAAUUAGAGUGAAAAUAAUGGCAGUGUAACAAACUCGUAAAAAUAGCUUCCAGGACCAAAUAGUAAUUCAAUUGUUGGAAUGAAAAUCUAAGAGACCCAGGUUAAAAAGGGGGAGUAAAAAAGUCCCAAUAAAAAUUUAAGUAAAACUUAAAGAGUGAUUACUGGAAUAAGUCAAACAGUUAAGUAAGAUAAAGACCGUAAAGUCAUAGCAAACCCAGUCAUUAACUAGAGAGAUGGAACAUCUUCAGCAAAGAGGUUCAUUGCAUCUGCUAAGUAGAAGUUAAAGAUUGAACCAACAGGUCAUCUCUUAUAAAAUAAUGCAUAAGAUCAAAACAAUGCAAUUAAAAAGCUUAAAAGACCUCUAACCACAUCCAAAGACUCCAAAACUUAGGCAAUAGAUAAAUCCAAUAAAUAAUUAUCUGAUAUAGGCUAGCCAUCUGCAAAUUUGCAAAGAAAGUAAAUAUAAGUAGUCAGUUAAUAGCUACAAAUUGAAACUGAAAAUAGCUAAAUGUAAAUAACAGACAUUUAAGAUUUUCCCUCCAGUGAAUCGACUCCAUAAUAGACACCAGAUCUAGAGCAUCCAGCAAAUCAAAUCAACAAAAUCAUGCUUAGCGGUCCAGUUCAACUUGUGAAUUGUAGUUAGAAGAAGAAAUUAAUUAGUGAAAUCGCUACAAAUUAAUCAUCUAGUCUUACAAGAGAGUAGAUCAUUCAAAUGAGAAAUCUGAAAAAGCAGCAAUUCUAACCCGAUCAAAUUAAUUUUAUCAAUUAAAAACAGAAAACUAAUUAAAGCUAAUAAAAUAAGACCACUAUUCAAGAUUAUGUUGAGACUGGAUUGACUACUAAUAAUGAUGUAGCUAGAAAUGGUAAGAUCUCAUCCUUGAACAAGAGAAGUAACAGAAUAGCAAAUAUGUAGAAUGGUUCCUCAACUAGCAAUAACAGUAAUCAUGUAAAUCUACACCACUAAAAUAAUAACAAUAACAAUCAGUAAACUUCAGCCAUGAGACCAAAACCAAGUAUUAACAUAAAUGAAUAGAGCCCGUUCAGGGCAAGAGGGUCUUAAGCUGGUAUGGAAAAUGGUAUAGUCAUGCCUCAAUCUAGUGCUUAUAGCUAGUCAGCCAAGAAUUAGAGUGCGUAAAGAGAACAUUAAAUGAUCAAAUCAUAGUCUUAGAUGUCCUCUUAAACCCCAAGUAAACAAAGUGCUCUCAGCACUAGACAUAGAGAGUCUCACUGUGAUAUCCCAGGAGAGGAUGGAGUAAUCUAAAAAGUAUACAAUAGUCAAACAGAAAGUAGCAUCAAUAGAACUCCUAAGUCUGAAAUUAACUAGCCUGGCAAGCUUUUUGAAAAAUCUGGUACUAGAGGAAACUCAAGCACAAACCAAAUAACUCAUAACUCAUCUAAUAAAAAAAUAGAUGAUAAUUCUCUUUCACAUACACAGCCAAAGAUUAUGAAUUUCAACUCAAGAUUUAACAACAAUGGCAAUUUUAGCAAGGGAAAACCGAAUAAUGCAGACUAGCAACAAUAAUAGUUCACUAAUCUGCUCAGACAAAAGAUCGAUUUUAAGAACAUCGAUAUCAACGAUUCUUCAUAGUAAAAUUUCAACUCAUAACUGUCACCUACCAACAAUACUCUUAGCAUAUUUAAGAUAAAUUCACCAAAGAAUAAUAUAGUCGGAAGCGUGCAUUAAUCUUAGCAAUAAAAUAAGACUCAGACCGAUCACUUGCGAUAAUACUCAACAAAUGCCAUGAAUUUAAAUAACAGUAAUUAAAGCUAGCAUCUACUGCAUAAGAGUCAUGUAUAGGAGGAAGAGAAUCAACAAUAAAGUAGUAUUAUAAUGAUGCAUCACAAGGCACAACUUUCAUCUUAAAUAAGAAAUGCUGACAAAUAAAAUAAUAACUAUUCCCAACGAAUAGGGGCAAUUAACAGAAUAAAUAAUAACACCCAUCAGUAUCAUGGAUAAAAUGUUAAUGGUAAUCAUAGUAACAUACACUAGUCAACCAUAAACUCCAAUAAUAUAUAGCUUUGA